AAGGCAGCUGAAGCCACAAGAGGGCAGUGACUCCAGGCUGUGCAUCAUUUGGAAAUCAGGUGCCAAAGGCCACACAAGGGAUAACUUCCAGCUCAGCUGCAGGAGUGGCUCUACCUUUUUCUGGAACCCUGAAACGAAACCUACCUCCUCUCUGCACCCAAAGGUGCCAUGGCUGCCGCAAAGUCAGGUGCUCGCCCGCGACGCCAGGAGGUCUGUGCAAGCUGCCAGGGGCCUUUUAAAAUCCCAGUGACCAUGAAAGGCUGUGCACAUACAUUCUGCCGUUUUUGUGCAACCUAUUUCCAGCGGGAGUCAGGUCCAAACUUCUGUCCCCUGUGCAGCAAGGACACACAGCACCAGGAGCCCACGCUGACACAGCAGGUGGAUGGUGCGGCAGAGGAAGCCCUAAAAACAAGCCCGCAAACCAAAGAGCCCAAGGUAAAGAGAGUAUGUGGAGAGCACCAGGAGGCUCUGGACCUGUUUUGUGAGGAGGAUGAAGUCCCCAUCUGCAUGACCUGCCGGGAGUCUGAGGUGCACCAGGCCCACAAUGUGGUUCCCAUUGAGGAGGCUGCCCUGGAGUACAAGAGGAAGCUGCAGAGUGCUGUAAGUCUCUUACAAGAGAAAGCUGAGAAGGUUCAGGAGCUGAAACACCAGGAGGGGAAAAAGAUAGCAGACUGGAAGUGUAAAACACAUACCCAGAGAAUGAAACUUGAGACAGAAUUUGAGAAGCUCUACUGUUUCCUGAGUAUGGAAGAGGAUCUCCUUCAUCAGAGACUGAGGCAGGAGGAGAAGAAGACACUGAAGAAGCUGCAUGGGAAUCUAAUUAAGCUCUCUGAGCAGAGAGACUCCCUACUGGAACAGAUCAGCAAAGCAGAGGAGAAAUGCCAGCAACCAGCUGCCGAGCUCCUGAAGGAUGUGAAAAACAUAUUGACCAGGAGUGAAAAUAUUCAUGUGCAGAAACCAGAAGUUGUUUUAACAGAACUGAAGAACUUUUACAACAUUCCUAAUGUUGAUAUUAUUGACAUUUUAAAGAAAUUCAAAGUGGACAUGACUCUCGACCCAGACACCGCUCACCCUACCCUUGUGCUGUCUGAGGAUGGAAGAAGUGUGAGACAUGGAGGCAUAUGGCAGGAGCUGCCUGGCAAUCUGGAAAGAUUCGAUCCUUACAUCUUGGUGCUGGGUUCAAAGAGGUUCACUUCUGGGAAGCACUACUGGGAGGUGGAGUUGGGAGAUAAGCCUGAAUGGGAUGUGGGAGUGUGCAAGGAGUCUGUGAGCAGGAAGGGACAUAUCAUAUUAUCCCCUUUCUCUGGAUUCUGGAGAGUUUGGCUGAGGAAUGGAGAUCAGUACAAGGCCUUGCUCUCCUGCCCAACCACUCUCACUGUGAAAGUGAAGCCCAGCAAGGUGGGGAUUUUCCUGGAUUACAAGGCAGGUGAGGUGUCAUUUUAUAAUGCAACUGACAGGACCCAUCUCUAUACUUAUAGUGGGGUCUUCUGUGGGGUGCUGCGGCCUUUCUUCAGCCCUGGCCUCAGCCAGGAAGGUAAAAAUUCAGCUCCUCUCAUAAUCUGCCCAGCUACAAAGCAGGAAUAAAAACAGUUUCUAUACUACAGGAAUCAAAGACAAGGUGUGCCAAGUAAAGGACUUCUACCCCCCACCCCUUCUUCCAGCAGUCUAGGGGUGCUCGGAAUGAUGCUUGGGAAACAGGGAACAUCAUGUUGGAAUAUUUUCAAUGUUCUUGGUUUUACGACACGAAUGAAUAAAGUACAUUUAAGGGGACUAUCAUUGCACCCUUCAUUGGUGCACCCAAGCUAGCUUUUCAGUGAAGCUGGAGGUUUCCAUAAAUUGUUCCAGAGGAAAAAAAUAUCUCCCACUAAAUUUCAGUGGCUGCUGUGUGGAUAAAUACCCUGCUCUACUUUGAAAAAAAUUCAGCUGUUAUUUUCUUGGCCACAAAAGCUGUUAAGCAUAGCACUCAAUUUAUAGAAUGACAGCUUUCUCAUUAAGUCUGAUCCAAAGCCCAGGGAUGUCAACAGAUAUAUUCCAGUUGUCUUCAACUCCCAUUAACAUGACUAGAGCUUGGAAUAACCCCUCCACACUUGUUAAGCAAGCACUAGGUGCACAGCUUUUGUUUCUACACAUUUUCUAGAUAUUUACAGCUCUGAGUUGGCAGUAGACAAAGUAG
Molecule: messenger RNA, 2173 nt
Organism: Alligator sinensis (Chinese alligator)
Lineage: Eukaryota; Metazoa; Chordata; Crocodylia; Alligatoridae
Product: E3 ubiquitin-protein ligase TRIM21-like
Molecular function (GO): protein binding; zinc ion binding
Source: RefSeq, a predicted model, not a curated record